ACAAUUGGAUAGUUGUCAAUACAUAGUCUAUAAACUAAAGUAAUAUUAAGAUUAACUUGGCUGAACAGUGAGCAGUGAGCACUGAAAGCGAAGUGUGAAACUGCAUGUUUGAGACAGUCGGGCGUGUAUAGUUAUAGUCAUUCCAUACUCGUCAUUCGUGUACGACCGUAGUGUCGUACCCCCCUCAUUUAAGUUAGAUGCUCUAUUUUUAGAUUCUUUAUCUCUGUAGUCUGUGUACUUGGAUCAACGGUCCACAAAUAAGUAAUAACAUAACUGCCUAUAUUCUGAAGUAGUAAAGUGUUAAAUAUUAGCUUUGUGCCAUAUCAAGUAUACUUAAAAUGAGUCGUCCCGGAUGAAAAGUACAAAAAAUGGAAUAGUAACAUUGGUAGUGGUAAUAAAUUUGCUAGACGAGCUCGUUCAUUUAAAGAAGAUUUAUUGGAUAUUAUAUCAUCAGCAAUGCGAUCACCUAGUCAUAGCGCCAUCAGCUCUAGAAGUGGUUCGCCAAAAAAUGGUUUGCCAAAGCAAAGACAUGCUUCAUCUGGAAGUAGUCCUAAGCGGUCCCUUAAUGACAUCGACUUUAACGUUAGACAAGUUCAGAUAGCCUUAAGACAUUUCCUUGAUGUAGUAACAAAGAAUAAAUUAGAAAUGUUACCUGGAAAUGGUACAGUAGUUUUAGAAACUGUAACAACAAUUUGUGGGGUGUUUAAAUCAUAUGAUAUUAAUGAGCAAAGUUCAUUGGUUGUAUCUGCUUUAAAUCAAGUGUACCAAAGUGUAGCACAACUAAUUAAGCUAUGUGAUGAUGUUCUCAUAUUUGGAGAAAAAGCAAUCAAUACAGAUAAUGUAUCAGAUAUACUGCGCUUAGUUGAGCUGGCUAUUCAGAACUUGGUAUCAUUAACUAAUGAUAAACUUAACCAUGGUGUACUUAAAACUGUGUACAAAGAUGAGGAUUCAUUAAAACUUCCUGAUGAAUUGAAGCAAAGAGUUUCUUUACCAGAUAUACCAUUAACACCAAGGGAAAGAGAAAUAUUAGAACAAACAAGUAAUCAUUCCUUUGAUACAGUUGACUGUAAUCCUCCUUCAAAGCCACCUUUACCUGAUCGAACAUGGUUAAAAAAGACUGACCAAAAUAAUUCUCCUCCUCCUUUGCCACCAAAACGUCGUACUGGACAUAAUAACACCAAGCAUGCUCUAUGUAACUUAUCUUUAGAGCCAUUAAGCCUUUCGGAUAGGUCUUCAUCAAUUGGUUCACUAGAUUCAAUUUUAAAUGAUGAUGAAGUUAACAUUGCUAUGUCCAAUGAUGAUAGUUCUUUUUUAACUAAUGAUACCAAUCAUGUAUGUGGCUAUUGUAACUGUUCUUCCAGUUCUGCUUCAGUAGACCAAGGCAAUGAAAAACGAAUAUCUCCGUUUUCUGAAUAUCCACCUCAGCAUACAAUGGUAGAAAAGAAAACUGCAUUUAUUCAUCAGGCAUCUAAUCAAGUUUGGACACAUUCUAAAUCCACAACAAUACAUCAAAUCACUAAUAGAACUGUAGUAUCAAACGAAAUUAAUUGUUUAACAACAAAUGAUGAAAUUCCACCACCAGUGCCAGAAAAAAAACGAAUAGUCAGACAAAGGCUAAGGUCUACUUAUGACAAUUUAUCUAUGGAUGAAAUGGCCACACAAUAUAACUUCCAUAGAAAUAACAGUCAUUGUAGUAUCCAAGCCUUAACACAUACUGCAUCACUUGAUAACCCUGCAGUGGAUCCUUCAAAUCCACCACCUUUACCGUUAAAAAAGAAACAUAUGUUUCAUUCGGUGGCAUAUUCUGUAAUGGCAUACAUGGAAAUGUUUGGCAAUUGUACGCAUGGGAAUACUACGGAAUUUCUACGUCAUUCUGUUCAUACAUACACAAUGCUUCAUCAAAGUAAUUGGCAUUCACCUCAAAAGUAUCAGAGUGAAAUCCAAAGUUAUAGUGUUGAAAAUUCUUGUCAACAAUAUUAUUUUACCAAUGACUCUGACCCACCUGCAUUACCGCCUAAACGAGGUAAAAUAAUGACAUCUCCUUAUAGAGAACUGACACCACCUAAUACUCCAAAUAAAGUAUACAUAACCGAAGUUAUAUCAACUCCGAUUCAAACUCAAUGUUUAGAAAUUCAGGAUGUUACACCAAGUACUACUGAACAACCUUUACAAACUGAUAUUAGUGAAGUUAACAUUAUGGAAGAAUUAAAUGUAUCUCAAUGGCUAUUAUUUAAAAAACCAGAAGAAGACGGACCACUUGUUCGUGGUGGGCAUGCAGAUGCUCUUGUAGUUCAUGCAACAAAUGCAGUUAAAAAUGAUUUUAUGUAUCAAGAAGCGUUUUUAACAACAUAUAGAACAUUUAUAUCACCUUUAGAAUUAAUACAAAAACUUUGCAUGCGACAUCAAAGGUUUCAAAACUCUGGUGAUUUAAAUAGGCAAAGAGCUGGUCGAGAGUCAUUUUCUCUGUUAGUUAGAGUAGUUAGUGAUUUAACUUUAACAGACUUAGAUAAUGAAGUGUUGCAAAUUCUCAUGGAAUUUGUAUAUCAACUAUUAUGUGCUGGGGAUUUAACUAUGGCAAAAGCACUCAGAGUAAAACUUUUGGAAAGGUAUCAGGCAAAAUUGGUGCAUAAUACUUCAAUUAAUGCUCUAUUACCAUCUCAAAAUAUAUACACUCGUCAAGCCACUUUAUUAGACUAUAAAACAGAACUUAUUGCUGAACAAAUGACAAUGUUGGAUUCAGAACUAUUUAUGAAAAUUGAGAUACCUGAAGUUUUAAUUUGGGUUAAGGAACAAAAUGAAGAGCGUAGUCCAAAUCUCACAGAAUUUACAGAACAUUUUAACAAAAUGUCAUACUGGGCGAGAUCGCGUAUACUAGAACAAAAUGAAGCUAAAGAACGUGAACGUUAUGUUUUAAAGUUUAUCAAAAUUAUGAAAAGUUUGAGAAAGAUGAAUAAUUUUAAUUCAUAUUUAGCCCUUUUGUCUGCUUUAGAUAGUGCACCGAUUAGACGUCUAGAAUGGCAAAAAUAUAUUACCGAAGGAUUAAAAGAAUACUGUGCACUGAUUGAUAGUUCGUCAAGUUUUAGAGCUUAUAGACAAGCUUUAGCAGACACAAAUCCUCCUUGCAUCCCUUACAUAGGACUAGUAUUACAAGAUUUAACAUUUGUACACAUUGGCAACAAUGAUUAUAUAUCAGAUAAUAUAAUUAAUUUUUCCAAAAGAUGGCAACAGUUUAAUAUUGUGGAAAAUAUGAAGAGAUUUAAAAAAGGAUGCUAUAAUUUCAAGAAACAUGAUCAUAUCAUUGCAUUCUUUAACAAUUUUGAUGAGUUUUUAUGUGAAGAAGCCAUGUGGCAAAUCAGUGAAAGCAUUAAGCCUAGAGGAAGUAAAAAAACUACAUAGAAGUAUAUUUAAAAAUAUGAUUUUUAAUGUAUGUAGCAAUUUAUAUUCAAAGCAGUUUGUGGAAAAACUGUUGUUUUUCAAUGAUUUUUUGUGUUUUUCCAAAUGAAAACAUAAUCUUCUAGGGCAUAUAUAUCAGUGUUUCUCAACCGGUAUGUCACCGAGUAAGUCCAAACAUAUCGUGGGAAGUACUAAUAUUAAAUGACACAAAAUGUAUACUAUAUUUACAAAAAUUAAUAGGUAUUAUUUUUAUUUUUUUUUAUCGAGUGUCACAAAAUAUGAAAAAUGUUAAUAGUGUGUUGUCAUAAUACAAAGGUUAAGAAACACUAAUAUAGAUUAUUGAAUUCUCUAAUAAUUGAACGGUUAUAUAGAUAAAGGUGUCAAAUUAAAUGUUUUGAAAAAAAAUAUGAUGUUGUGUCAUGUUUGUUACAACGUAUGAUUAAAUUAAAGGUUAAAAAAGUUUUAAAAUGUCACUUGACACCUUCAUCCAUUCAACCAUUCAAUUGGAAAGUAAAGAAUACAUAAUGUACCUUAAAAAUUUAAUAUUUUUCUAAGUGUUUAGUAAUUGAUAAAUAAUUUGUCAUAAAAUAAUAUAUUUUAGUGCUCCAACUUAUUCAUACUAAAGUUCACUGUGUACAACAAUUAACGAAAAUUUCAAUAUAUACUAACUUUUCACACUUUUAACUUUCACUAAGAAUUCAUGAUUUACUUAUGUUGAUUUUUUCGAUUAAGUUUGAUACAUAAAUGUUAAUACUUUAAAUUUUAAUGCAAAGUUAACACAGUUUUAAAAAAAAAAAAUUAAUGAGCACUUCCAAUUUUAAAAAUAAUGUUAAUACUAAUUUAUCAAUGCACCACUUUGAAUUAUUAUGUUAUCAUAGCUCAUGAUUAAUCAUUGCUUUCAUAUUUGGAAAAAUAACAACCCACAACUUGCGUUAUAGUAAGUGAAAUGAAACAAGCUCUCGUACAUCCAAUCUGCUUUUAAAAUUACUAUAUUUUUGGUAAAUUUGGAAUAACUCAUUCAUUUGGGUAUCAAAUAUACUCGUAUUAUUAUUAAAAUUAGAUCAAAUUUUAAAGCUAACAAUUAACAAGGUCUUAAAUAAGAUAGAUUUUAGUAAAU
This is a messenger RNA of Rhopalosiphum maidis (corn leaf aphid), 4510 nucleotides long. RefSeq names its product guanine nucleotide-releasing factor 2-like. Gene Ontology annotation, biological process: Ras protein signal transduction; positive regulation of GTPase activity. The record is from RefSeq and is a predicted model, not a curated record. Gene Ontology annotation, cellular component: plasma membrane. Gene Ontology annotation, molecular function: guanyl-nucleotide exchange factor activity. Lineage: Eukaryota; Metazoa; Arthropoda; Insecta; Hemiptera; Aphididae. The transcript has 17 exons. Bases 457 to 3396 code for a protein of 979 amino acids.